AUGGGGUCUACUGCUUCUUCAAUCUUCUGCCCCUGCUGCCUCUUCUUCUCUCCGCUCCCUCUCGCCGUUACAGAGGCUCCUCUUUCUUUCUCUGGUCCCCUCCCCGACCACUCGCCCGCAUGUCCGGCUACGCCAUACGAGGAGGUGGGGCCUCCCGUCCGGCCCCGGCUGCGUCACGCUCGGUCGCCUCGCACUACUCGCUAUGUUCGAGUUCGUGCGCGUUGCGCGGAUGCUUGGAAAGGAUUCAGCCUUCCAAUCCGCGAGGUGAGCCCUCUGCCCUCUCCCGUUUCCUCCCCCGAGCCUUCUGUCUCUUGCUCCUUCCCUGGGUCUCCUCCCUCACCCAGCAAUUGUUUCUUCCCUAUUGUUUCGCCCUCCCCUGCGCCUACUCCUUCACUUUUCCCCAUCCCGGCGCUUCUCUUUGCUUUACCUCCGUUGCCUCUGCCUGUCUCUCGCUCUGUCUCGCGUUCUGUUGCCCCUUCCUUCGCCACGGUCGAUGAGCGCAUUGCUGCAAUUGCUCGAGGCGAGAAGACUGCGGCCCGCUGGGCAAAUAUAGGACCGCUUAAGAUCGGUCCUCCUCUCCGUCCACGAAAGCGUGUUACCUUUGGUGACGUUACUGUCGCCGUGGUUUCGCGCUGGAUCAUACGUGAGGAGCACGUCCACUCGUUUCCUCGUUGGUCUACCCCCGACCCAAUUCCUGUCGCUCCUUCCCUUGUCCCCCAUCACGAGACCGGUGGUCCCUCUCCCGCGAAGCAUGAUGAUGUCGAUCUUUUCUUGACGAAUCCGAUCAGUGAAGAGGAACGUCCUGUGUCUCGAGGGAACCGGAAUCUCGCUAGGACGUAUGGUGGCGUGGCACAUUCGACCACCCUUAACGACAACGUCCUGGUCUCAUGGUCAGCAAAGACGAACCAGGAUGGUGGUGGCGCGGUCCAUGAGACCACCAUGUAA
Molecule: messenger RNA, 945 nt
Organism: Penicillium lagena
Lineage: Eukaryota; Fungi; Ascomycota; Eurotiomycetes; Eurotiales; Aspergillaceae
Exons: 3
Coding region: 1-945 (314 amino acids)
Source: RefSeq, a predicted model, not a curated record